Papaver somniferum (opium poppy) is the source of this 2797-nucleotide messenger RNA. RefSeq lists its product as uncharacterized. Bases 1226 to 2080 code for a protein of 284 amino acids. Gene Ontology annotation, molecular function: DNA binding. The transcript has 4 exons. The record is from RefSeq and is a predicted model, not a curated record. NCBI's taxonomy places the organism in Eukaryota, Viridiplantae, Streptophyta, Magnoliopsida, Ranunculales, Papaveraceae.
GUUUCUCUAGCAGAAGUAUUAGGUUUAGCGGCCGCUUCUUCUUCUUCCUCUCAGUCACAGGCGCUUCUUUUUCAGAUUCUCAGUUUCAAUAUCAUCCAUGAUCAACGAAUACAACAAAAAGUAACUCAGUAACUAACCAAAUCAAGACACAUAUCAAACUGGAGUUGGAUCUUCUAACUCUAAUGUACCUAGUCAAUCUACAGCUGGGGUUGGAGCUCAAUCAACACCUGGAGUUGGAGCUCAAUCUACACCCCCUUCUGAUGAAGUUACAAUUAUAAAAGAUGAUGGAAAUAAGGACAAGUCUAAAGUUACAUCUGAAGUAUGGUUACAAUUCACAAGGUUAAGUGAUGACAAAGCUAAGUGUCAUCAUUGUUUGCGCCCCUUUGCUUCUCAUACAGGAAGAAAUGGCACUUCUGGCUUGUGGAGUCGUUUGGAUAGAUGUCGUAAGAAUCCAAAUAGGAAGAAGAAAGGUCAGAAAAGUUUUUUGUUUCCUCCCCCCAAACCAGGUGAAGAUGGUAAGUUGGUUGCUUCUAUUUAUAAUCCUGAAGGCUGUAGAAGAGCUUUAGUUGAAUUUAUCAUCAAAGAUGAGUUGCCAUUUAGCAAGGUAGAAAAUGAAGGGUUUAGGGCUUAUAGUCAGAUGUUGGAACCUAGAUUCAAAGUCCCUGGCCGCAUGACUAUUUAUAGGGAUUUUUUAAUAAUAUACAGGGAUGAGAAAAAGAUAUUGAAAGAUUAUUUCAAGGCAUCCAAACAGAGGGUUUCUUUGACCACUGAUACAUGGACUUCACCCAAUAACUUCAAUUAUAUGCGUGUCACAGUUCACUAUGUUGAUCAGAAUUGAAAGUUGCAAAAGAGAAUUAUUUUGUUUUGCCAAGUGAAAGGUCAUACAGGUACUGCAAUAGGCAAGAUGUUGGAGAAGUGCUUGUUAGAUUGGGGACUUGAAGAUGUGUUUGGUGUCACUUUGGAAAAUGUCAGUGCUAAUACUCUUGCCAUCGACUAUUUAAAGCAAACUAUGAUUGGUUAGAUUGGAGCAAUUGAAAGGAGUGAAUACUUGCAUGUUAGGUGUGCUUCCCAUGUUCUUGCUUUCGUUAUAAAAGAUGCAGUGAGGCUCUAUAACAAGCCAAUUGCAAGGAUUAGGUCAGUUGUCAAGUAUGUUAUUGGUUCUCCAGCUAUAUGGGAAAAGUUUAAGCAUUGUUGUGCACUGGAGAAGAUUGACUGCAAGAAAGGAAUGAUCUUAGACUGCAAGACAAGAUGGAAUAGUACAUUCUUGAUGUUAGAGGCUGCUGAGAAGUAUGAAAGAGCUUUUAAAAGGUUAGAGAAGUAUGAUAGAGACUACAGAAAGAAGUACAUUUUCGAAGAAGUUCAGAAUGAUGCUUUACCUAGUCAUGAUGAUCUUCUUGUGCUGGCUAGUUCCAUGGAAGAGAUAACUUUUAGUUCUUCAUUAAGUUCUGAAUCUGAUAUGGAAGUUGAUACUGAUCCAAAAAGCAAGAAGAAGAUGAAGAAAAAGAAGAAGAAAAAGCCUCGUCACCAUGCUCCUUAUGCUGAAGAUUGGAGUUAUGCGAGAAGUCUGGUGAAGUGCUUAAAGGUAUUAUUUGAUGCUACUGUUAGAUUUUCUGCUGCUACUCAAGUUACUACACAUACAUUCUUAUGGGAAGUUGUCCUCAUCCAUGAACAAUUAGUCCAGUUUAGAGAUAAUGAGUCUGAUCCUUUUGUUAGAAAUAUGGCUGAAGUUAUGUUUGUUAAGUAUAAUAAGUAUUGGGGUGCUUAUGAAGAUAUGAAUUCUGCUUUAUUCUUUGCGCAAUUGUUGGAUCCAAGAGAGAAAGCCAAGGGGUUGGAAUUUGUUCUUGAAUGUUUGUAUGAGAAAAAUCAGUACAUGGUUGAUAGAGUUAUGAAGAAGGUUAAAGAACAUAUGGUCAGACUCUUUGAAGAGUACAAAUCUUCAUAUGAAGUUGUUGGUGAAAGUUCAACUAGUGGUGUUGGUGUUUCUGCAGUUCAAGCUCCAGUUGUUGUGCAAGAACAAAGCAUUGAGGCCAUGCUUUACUCAAUGAAGAAAAGGCAUAAAAGAAACCAAGUUGGUGUUUAAAUGAGUUGGAAAAGUAUUUGUUAGAGGAAUUUUAAGAAGAAGAAAGUGGCACUGAUUUUGACAUUUUGGCUUGGUGGCAAAGUAAUAGUGCCAAGUAUAAGGUACUCUCGUAUAUGGCGAAGGAUAUACUAGCAAUGUCGGUGUCUUCUGUAGGUUCAGAAUCAGCAUUCAGCACUGGAAAGCGUGUGCUUAGUCCUUGGAGAAGCUCUUUAUCUCCUAGGGAAGUUGAAGCAUUGCUAUGCACCCAAAGAUGGCUACAAAAGCCAAUUGCUCUUGAUCUUCUAUCGGACUAUGUACCAGAUGAUUGCUCAAGCAUUGAGGAAGCAAUAUUGGGUGCUUAUCCAGUACCAGAGGAGUUUGAUGAUCCAAUGAUGCUUGACUAAUGAAGUAAUGAUUGUUGAAGUUCAAAUCUUGUUACAGACUUAAUAUGGAAAGGAACUAUGGUCUAUGGAAUGGAAGUGUUGGUUUACUUUUAACACUUUAUGUUAAUCUUUGAACACUAUUUUCCUUCGGUUAUUAUGUACAUAUGUAGUAGUUAUGUUAGUUGGUCACUUGGUCUUGAAGAACUUAAGUAGUUGGAUCUUGGAUGAUUGCAGUACUCUUGUAGACUUGCAGUAACUUUACUUUGAGCAAUCAGUUUAUGUCAGACUUUGAAGUUCGGGUUUUUAUAGGUUUAUGUAAUUAUGUUGGUUGGUUUUAAAGAACUUAUGUUAAUUA